AUGGGCAUGGUGGUGGUGAUCUCUCUGCCUUUUAUUUUGUUCACCAUACUCCUGGGUUUCGGGUGCUACUUCUUCGGGAGAGCGAGAGGGCGAAAGGACGCGAUCGCCACGGCUCAGGUUUACGGGAUGCCUGCUCCUCCGCCAGGAGCUACUAACUCUCUCCCUUCCUCUCCUCCACCACAUCCUUUCAAGUGGUAUGUUGGGACCUACCUCCUCAUUUCCACACUGUUUUGGCCAUCUCUUUCUAAGCCUCAUGAAUUACGGUCCCCCACUCCCAACAACACCGUUCAACAAUUUUUGAUCCCUCACAACACUCAGAGAUCAAGGCUCGGUCUCCGCCCUCUCAAAUGGAGCCGAAAACUGGAGAAAUACGCUUCGUGGUGGGCGCACCAGAGGCAAGAAGACUGCUCCUUGGUUCAUUCGAACAGCAAAUUUGGCGAGAACCUCUUCUGGGGCAGCGGUCGAGAUUGGAAGCCGGGUGACGCAGUUGCAGCAUGGGCGCAAGAGAGAAGUUACUAUACUUAUAGGACGAAUUCCUGUGCUCAGAACAAAGAUUGCUGGCAUUAUACUCAGAUGGUUUGGAGGCGGAGCUUGAAGAUUGGUUGCUCCAAAGUUACAUGUAGGGGUGGAGAUACAUUCAUGGUUUGUAUCUAUGACCCCCCGGGUAACUUUAUAGGCCAAAAACCAUAUUGA
This is a messenger RNA of Pyrus x bretschneideri (Chinese white pear), 693 nucleotides long. RefSeq names its product pathogenesis-related protein PR-1. The transcript is spliced from 2 exons. The record is from RefSeq and is a predicted model, not a curated record. NCBI's taxonomy places the organism in Eukaryota, Viridiplantae, Streptophyta, Magnoliopsida, Rosales, Rosaceae. Bases 1 to 693 code for a protein of 230 amino acids.